CUCACAGCUUCUGGGUAGCAAGUUCUGUACAACACAAGAACACAAAAUGAAAUUGUUCAUCGUCUUAGCCGCUGUUGCUUUGGCUCAGGCCGCCAAAUUGGACAGGACUUACCUCCCACCAAACGCGGAAGCCUCUGCAGGAUCUGCGUUCCUCCAAACUCCUCGUCAGUCUAACGGAUUCCAAGGACAAACUGGUGCCUUCUCAUCCAACUCCAACGCCCAGAGUGGAGCUUACUCAGGCUUGGAAGCCCGUCCCGUAGAGCGCGCUCAGGCUGCCUUCGAGAGGAACGCUGCUAUCCUUCGUCAGGACAACUCUAAUGAUGGAGAGACUUACGCGUAUGCUUAUGAGACUGAGAACGGUAUCUCCGCCGAGGAAAACGGAGUGGCGACCAACGGAGUGCAGGCUCAGGGCGGAUACUCCUACACUGGGGAUGAUGGCAAGGUCUACUCUGUGAGGUACACCGCUGAUGAGAACGGUUUCCAACCUCAAGGUGACCAUCUCCCCACUCCUCACCCCAUCCCAGAAGAGAUUCUGAAGGCUCUGGAACAGAACGCUCGCGAUGAAGCUGCUGGCAUCUUUGACGAUGGAUCCUACAGCGAAGCCAAAUACGACAGCAGCGCUCGUAGUGAUGCUGCUGCUGGAGUCCAGAAAGCGUACCUCCCCCCCUUCGCGCAGAAGGCUGGAGCGAGACAAUCCUCCUUCGACGCUAGAGCCGGCUACCGUUACUAGAGACUGGUGUAAAUUAUUGUACAUAUCGGAUCG
Molecule: messenger RNA, 763 nt
Organism: Spodoptera exigua (beet armyworm)
Lineage: Eukaryota; Metazoa; Arthropoda; Insecta; Lepidoptera; Noctuidae
Source: the annotation of a GenBank genome assembly